This is a messenger RNA of Megalobrama amblycephala (Wuchang bream), 1525 nucleotides long. RefSeq lists its product as uncharacterized. NCBI's taxonomy places the organism in Eukaryota, Metazoa, Chordata, Actinopteri, Cypriniformes, Xenocyprididae. The record is from RefSeq and is a predicted model, not a curated record. The transcript has 2 exons. The coding region runs from base 173 to 1063 and encodes 296 amino acids.
GUUGUGGGAUAAUCCUAAUGGUCCCUCCCUUUCCUCUGCCACAUCCACUGAGAAGACGAACCAGCGAGUAUCAGGAAGACCGUGUUAUGUUUGUUGAACCGGUGAGAUUUGCAUCAGUCUUUAUAGCAGCAUCGCUUCUUCUGUAUGUGUUCCGUUAAGCAUAUAUGCAGAUAUGGCUCGGCACACGUUCUUUUCACAUUAUGUACUCAGAAAUGUGCCCAUGAGGACAGCUCUCAUAGUUAUAGCCAUGCUUAUCUUUUUCAAAUAUGUGUUCACGUGCCCUUGCACAACUCGCGAGAUAACUCUCCUGCACUGCUGGCUCUACCUAUGCCUGCCGAUAGGCAUACUGUUCUUCAUAUUGAUCCUCGUCGACGCUCAGCUCCUGAAGAUCUGCAGAUGUUAUGUUUGCAGAUGUUGCGUCAGCGGCCAGAGCAGAUGCUGUGAGAGCGAGUGCUGCGAUACUUUUGAAUGCUGCUGUUGUGCUGCUGGUUACUGUUAUCACCCAGAACGCUGUGGACAGGAAGGAUGGUAUUACUGUGGCAUUAUAUGGAAGCACCUAUAUAAUGUCUUUUAUGCGGGAUCGCUGUGGAUAGUCGUUGCAUUUAUUGAUGGGGAUUGGUACGUUUGCAUGCGGACCGUUAACGUGAACGGUACCGGGGAGCAAAUUGCGUGCAAGGAUCUACCAACUCCAGGAGAAGCAGAGACUCUGAGAAAAUUUGACAGUGAAUCACGGGUAAUUGGCCUAAUUCUUAUUCUUGGCCUUUCAUUUUUGUUGACGAUAAGCUCAUCUCUCAUGACCCGAUGGAAGCCGUAUUAUAAAUCACUCUAUGAAGUUUAUCUGGAGCGGGAGACAUCAGCCAUUCUGGAGGAGAGACUGCAUGAAAAAGCAGUGGACAGAGCCAAGCAUGUCAGUGAGAUUUCACUGAGAAACAUUCAAAAUCCACACAUGAACACCACUCAGGAUGAUGCUUGUCAUGUUCAGUAUCAACAGUUAGGGAACAAUGAAAAAGACGUGUGGCAUCAAAUAUCAGACCCAGCCCUACAUUUAACAGAGUUGCCAUAGGCAAUGUCAAUUUUGUGCCUACUAUCUGCAUCUUGCCAAAGUAAUGGUGCAUCACUGUACACAUUUAUUUGCAUAUUAUAAUAACAAAUAUUUAUUGUGGUGUUUUUUUUUCUUUCUGUUUCAUACUGAGACACAAGCAAACUUAUACAAUACUGUAUUCUAUAUUGCAAAAAAGUGCUAUAGAAAUAUUUAGAGGUUUUAUGAAACUAUAUAUAAAAUACUGAGGUGCUGAGGAGGUUAUUGUUUGAGGUAAUUUGGGGUUUGUAAGAUUUUCUGUUGAAAGGAAUUAUAAUUUUAUUAAGCAUGGAUGCAUUAAAUUGAUAUUGAUGUGUAAAACCUAUAAAGACAUAAUGUUACAAAAGAUUACUAUUUAAAAAAAAAAAAAAAAGAUGUUCUUUUGAAUUUUCUAUUCAUCAAAGAAUCCAGAAAAUAAUGUAUCACAGUUUACACAAUAAAUGUUAA